AUGGUACGCCUGCCUCGAGCAACCGGCUCUGGUUCGGUUGUCGGGGCUGGCUUAUUAGAAGUUUGCGAUCAAUCAAUGUGUAUUUACUAUUCAACUCAGGUUGUUGAUAUCUAUCCUGUCACGGACCUGCCGCCCAGUGAGCUGGCCCUUGACCCUCAAUACACGAUGUCUCGCACGGAAAGUGCGUGCAGGCUAAAGCUUUUACGAGCGGACAUCGCAGUCGAUCAGCUUCCAUCGGGCUGUUCACUAACAGAUCUUGUGCCGGCAGUGAAUGUCAAAGAAAAAGUUGAAGUAAAUGGAGAAUCCCGCUUAGUUCAGAAAAAGAAAACGUUUUAUCCGGAAUGGGAAAAAUGUUGGGAUACUGCAGUUACUGAAGGAAGAAUUCUUCAAAUAAUUCUGAUGCAUCAACAAACGGCUGUAGUUGAAGCGACAAUGAGACUAGAGGAUAUUAUCAGUAAAUGUAAAGGAGAUGCCAUCACCCAUAUAUGGAUCAAUACGAAACCCCAAGGAAGAAUUCUGGCACAAACUCGACAUCUCAAACAAGCAGAUGAAGAUGACAACCCAGUUGAGGAACCGAUGACGGGACGUGCAGCUUCUGGUCCUGGUCUACAUCGACGAAGAGGUGCUAUCAAACAUGCAAAAGUUCAUGAGAUACGUGGUCAUCAGUUUGUGGCAAAGUUCUUUCCUCAAUUCACUUUUUGCUCAUUAUGCUCGGACUUUAUGUGGGGCCUCAACAAGCAGGGAUAUCAGUGCCAAUUAUGUACAACUGCUGUUCAUAAGAAAUGUCAUGAAAAAAUUCUUAUGCAAUGCACAGGAUCAGCUAAGAACACUAAAGAAACUAUUGCUCUAAAAGAGAGAUUCAAAGUUGAUAUGCCACAUCGAUUUAAGACUUAUAACUUCAAAAGUCCAACUUUCUGUUAUCAUUGUGGAUCAAUGCUUUAUGGUUUAUUCAAGCAAGGCUUAAGAUGUGAAGUUUGUAACGUCGCUUGUCAUCAUAAGUGUGAAAAGCUUAUUUCUAAUUUAUGUGGAGUCAAUCAGAAGCAGUUGUCUGAAGCACUGUUUGAGAUAAAGCGAGGAGCCCAUUCAAGUUCCAGUUGUCCACCAAACUUGAGUGGUCUUCAUUUGGGUAAUGGAGACAGUAAAGGAUCAACAACUCCGAACGGACUCAUAUCCAAUAAGAUCAAGAACUUGUUUAACAAGCAUCAGUAUAGUGUCGAGAAUCAGUCUGAACAUCAGGAGUAUAUGAAUGAUUUGUGGACAGGUGGAGAUGGACCUGUCAAGAAGUUUACUUUAUCGCAUUUUAAUUUACUUAAAGUGUUGGGUAAAGGAAGUUUCGGAAAAGUAAUGCUCGUUGAAUUAAAAUCAAAGAGUGAAUUUUAUGCAAUGAAAUGCUUGAAGAAAGAUGUGAUUCUGGAAGACGAUGAUACUGAAUGUACUUACAUAGAGCGACGAGUUCUUAUCUUAGCCAGUCAAUGUCCAUUCCUCUGUCAGCUGUUUUGCUCAUUCCAAACAAAUGAAUAUCUGUUCUUUGUUAUGGAAUACUUAAAUGGUGGUGAUUUGAUGCAUCAUAUCCAACAAGUGAAAAAGUUUGAUGAGAACAGGACACGAUUCUACGCUUGUGAAAUCAUUGUUGCUCUCCAAUUCUUACAUUCCAAUAAUAUAAUAUACAGAGAUUUAAAACUUGAUAAUAUUCUUCUGGAUGCUGAAGGACAUAUUAAAUUGGCUGAUUUUGGUAUGGCAAAAACAGAAAUGAAUCGUGAAAAUGGCAUGGCUUCAACCUUCUGCGGAACACCUGAUUACAUUAGCCCUGAGAUCAUCAAAGGACAGUUAUAUAAUGAAGCUGUAGAUUUCUGGUCUUUCGGAGUCUUGAUGUAUGAAAUGCUUGUUGGUCAGUCGCCAUUCCAUGGUGAAGGAGAAGAAGAACUUUUCGAUUCAAUUUUGAACGAAAGACCAUAUUUCCCGAAAACAAUCACGAAAGAAGCCGCCAAAUGUUUAUCAGCUCUUUUCGAUCGAAAUCCAAACACACGUCUUGGAAUGCCUGAAUGUCCUGACGGCCCCAUUCGACAACAUUCCUUCUUCCGAGGUGUAGAUUGGAAAAGAUUCGAAUCACGACAAGUUGCUCCUCCAUUCAAGCCUACUAUUAAAUCUGCCGCAGAUGCCUCAAACUUCGAUGAAGAUUUCACAAAUGAGAAAGCUCAACUCACACCGGUACAUGACAAGAAUCUCCUGGCUUCCAUAGAUCCUGAAGCGUUCCUUAACUUCUCUUACACAAAUCCAAAUUUCUCGACUUAA
Auanema sp. JU1783 is the source of this 2292-nucleotide messenger RNA. The record is from the annotation of a GenBank genome assembly. Lineage: Eukaryota; Metazoa; Nematoda; Chromadorea; Rhabditida; Rhabditidae.